AUGGAAGCAAGCCAAGCUUGGUGUGGACCCGCGACAUCUUCUACGAUGAAGGAUAUUGCUGCUGUUGCAGCGAGUCAUCUGAGUUCAUUUGCACAGUUACUGCCCGGUGAUGACAGUGACACCAAUAAGAAUAGUAGCAACAAUAAGGACAACAGUGAAAGUAAAAACUCAUUGACUGUGUCAGCAGCAAAUGCGAUUAAAAGAGAAAUUGACACAAGUUUAGAAACAAAUGGUACGCGCCGUCAAUCUGUUGUGGUAGAGCCAAGCUCAGUGGUUCCGAAUGAUGGCGUGCCAGAAACGAAAUUCGAUGCUUCAAAUUUUUCGUCUUUAUUACCAAAUCUUGUCCAAACUUCUGAAUUAUCAACAGCAGUUUCAUGCCAUCAUUAUCCGGAAUGGAUGAGUCAGUCCGGCGUCAGCCUGUAUCCCAGCUGUUCGACAGCAGCAGCAGCGGCAGCUCUUGCCACACCACAAUAUUACUAUGCCGGAGUGCCGUCGCAGGCCUAUCUAAUGCAGCAGUCACUGAGUACCGAACUGAUGCCGUCAACUGCUAUACAAACAUAUAAUACUGCCGCCACUGCUACAACACAUUUAUCCAGCAGUUAUGAUCCUUUUCGAAUGAAUACUAAUUAUGAUUCGCUUUCUUCCUAUCAAUUACAGCAGCGAACCGGUGUGGAUGGAAAUCUUUGUGUUUUUCCUUCUCAAACAUUAAACGGAACUAUCGCACAUUCUGCGAUACAAUCAGCACAAUGUCAACAAUGUGGCAUUUAUACUUCGGAUAUUGCAUGCAGUGGUACUUCAGUAAUCUGCGCCAAAUGCGCAUCCGAUCUCAUGAUACAUUACAGUACUAAUCGAUCAGAAAUGUCACAACACAUUGUUUCAUAUUCGCCAUUUUUGAACACUUCUUGCGGAAUUGCUGACAACAGCGAACAAGCAUUAGUUAAUGGACAACAGCAAUCCACUCGAAGCAGUUCUUCUGGCGCCCGAAGUCGACAACAGCAGAGAAAAAAUCAACCUCAGAAUAAUUCCCAACGAAGACAAGGCCUGGUUUGUGCAAACUGUCGGGGAACCAACACAACCUUAUGGAGAAGGGAUGCUGAUGGACAUCCGGUAUGCAAUGCUUGCGGAUUAUAUUACAAACUUCAUCAAGUACAACGUCCAAUAUCAAUGAAAAAAGAAGGAACUCUGCAAACGCGGAAGCGAAAACAAAAGUCGGAAGGCAAUGGAAUUUUGAGACAACCUGCAGCAUCGAAAAAGUUAGGCAAUCAUCAUAACCGAGCUAGCCGUACCUACGAAAGUUCUCAGUCCGCAAGUAGUUCCUUCGGUUCGGCUGUUGAAACAGUUAAUGAUCUGGUCCAUCCUUACAAUGUUAUUUCAUCGGUCGGUUCAGUGAAUGAUGAUCAGCUGUUUGCAUGGAAUACUGGAACUCAAUAUGAUACAUCUCAAGACAUUUCUCUUCCAGGCUUGAAUGCUGGUAAUGUUUUGACCCAAGCAUUAUUCUCAACCAGUCAUUACGACACAACAUCAGAGACAGAGAUAAUUACAACUGUUGGUAUACCAACUGAGGUAAUUCGGAGAAGUGAGGAAGAAGAAACAACAGCUGCGGUGCAUUCACUGCAAGCACUCAAGGAGGAAUGCAUGGAAUCAAACGUUUUAGAUGAGAAGAAAUUCAAUUAG
Molecule: messenger RNA, 1674 nt
Organism: Brugia malayi
Lineage: Eukaryota; Metazoa; Nematoda; Chromadorea; Rhabditida; Onchocercidae
Exons: 11
Coding region: 1-1674 (557 amino acids)
Biological process (GO): cell fate commitment; positive regulation of transcription by RNA polymerase II; negative regulation of transcription by RNA polymerase II
Molecular function (GO): RNA polymerase II cis-regulatory region sequence-specific DNA binding; DNA-binding transcription factor activity, RNA polymerase II-specific; zinc ion binding
Source: RefSeq, a predicted model, not a curated record